Molecule: messenger RNA, 615 nt
Organism: Penicillium olsonii
Lineage: Eukaryota; Fungi; Ascomycota; Eurotiomycetes; Eurotiales; Aspergillaceae
Source: the annotation of a GenBank genome assembly
AUGACUCAAAAGUUCUAUGUUACUUACAACCAGGUCCACAAGUUGUGCCAGACCUCGGCCGAACAGAUCCUCAAGGACUUCCACCCCAAUUUGAUGAUCGCUAUCGGCGGUGGUGGUUACGUCCCUGCCCGCAUUCUUCGAUCCUUCCUCAAGCGCUCCGGCGACGCCAACAUCCCCAUCCAGGCCAUCGGUCUCUCCCUCUACGAGGAUCUCGGUCGCGGCGAUGCCGAGGAGGUUCCCGGCACCAAGGUCACCCGCACCCAAUGGCUCGACAUGAGCUCCCUCGAGAUGGCCAACCUGAUCGGCAAGAACAUUUUGAUCGUGGACGAGGUCGAUGACACCCGCACAACCCUCGAGUACGCCGUGCGCGAGCUCCAGAAGGAUGUCGAGAUUGCCCAGAAGCAGCUCGGCCGUGAGGGCGAGAAGACCAACUUCUUCGUCUUCGUUCUGCACAACAAGGACAAGGCUAAGAAGGGUGUUCUGCCCACCGAUAUGAUGGAGAGUGGUCGCUACCACGCGUCCGUCACCACCAAGGAUGUCUGGAUCUGUUACCCGUGGGAGGCCAAGGACAUUGAUGAGCACGACGCUCUGGCCAAGGAGAACCCCAUCGUCUAG